This is a messenger RNA of Cryptococcus amylolentus CBS 6039, 471 nucleotides long. RefSeq lists its product as hypothetical. The record is from RefSeq and is a predicted model, not a curated record. The transcript is spliced from 2 exons. Lineage: Eukaryota; Fungi; Basidiomycota; Tremellomycetes; Tremellales; Cryptococcaceae. The coding region runs from base 1 to 471 and encodes 156 amino acids.
AUGGAGAUGGACGACUACCCUUGGACUGUGGUCGCUAGCUGGGGUACAGUCACUGUCGAGCUUUGUGGCGCCGGCCUAAUUAGGGCUGACAUCACCCACAGAUUGGCUACAAGAAGUCUCGGCCUCGACCUCUUCAAACCCACCAUCGCUCCUCAGCACGGACAUCAUCUCCCCCCUUCUCGACCAGGACACCCCAUCCUGACAGCUCAGCUCCUCCAUGACUUUCCUUCAACAACCUCGGCUCAACAUCCUGGGGAAAUCCAGGGCGUUCUGCAUCAGCCUGACCACCCACUUCUCCAUCCUUUCCUCGGCGUCCGACCCCAGAUCAGCAAUGCGCCUGAAGUUCAACGUCCGGUGGUACCAGGUCUGGCUGCUAUGAUACCUGCCGAAGAUGAUCUGUACGGCGGCGACUGCCCGAGAGGAGGAUCGCUGGAGAAAGUGCACAAGAAUAGGCGACACCACAACGGAUAG